Molecule: messenger RNA, 1768 nt
Organism: Oxyura jamaicensis (ruddy duck)
Lineage: Eukaryota; Metazoa; Chordata; Aves; Anseriformes; Anatidae
Gene: NQO2
Product: N-ribosyldihydronicotinamide:quinone reductase 2
Exons: 7
Coding region: 187-879 (230 amino acids)
Cellular component (GO): cytosol
Molecular function (GO): NAD(P)H dehydrogenase (quinone) activity
Source: RefSeq, a predicted model, not a curated record
GGUUUGCACAGAGUUUUUCUGCACGCUUUCUGCGAGAGGACGCGGGUGGUUGCUCUGUCACUUACUGCUCAGUGCCAGGGGCCCGAUCAGCUGCUGUCCGCCCCGGUUUCUCCGGUCCGAACCGAGCCCCAGCACUGCGCGCCGUGCUGGAUUCUCAGGACAGAAGCUACUGAGUGCUGCUGGAAAAUGGCAGGGAGAAAAGUCCUGAUAGUCUAUGCACAUCAAGAGCCCAAGUCUUUGAAUGGAUCUUUGAAGAUGGUUGCUGUGGAAGAAUUAAGCAAACAGGGCUGCACUGUCACGGUGUCUGAUUUAUAUGCGAUGCAGUUUGAGCCAAGAGCAACGAGAAAUGACAUUGUUGAUUGCUUGCACAACUCAGAUGAGUUCAAUUACGGAGUGGAGACCUGGGAAGCUUACAAGAGAGGAGGUUUGUCCGACGAUUUGAUUGAAGAGCAAAAGAAGGUGCAGGAAGCAGACUUGCUGAUUUUUCAGUUUCCCUUGUACUGGUUCAGCAUGCCAGCAAUCAUGAAGGGCUGGAUGGACAGAGUCUUGGUCCAAGGAUUUGCUCACGAAUUCCCAAACUGUUAUGAUUCCGGUUUGCUGAAGAAUAAAUUAGCCCUGUUUUCUUUCACCACUGGAGGAAGCAAAGAGAUGUACGCAAAAGGAGGUAUCAAUGGUGAUAUUCGCUAUCUCCUGUGGCCCAUGCAGCAUGGCAUUAUGCACUUUUGUGGUGUCAAAGUCCUUGAGCCUCACAUCUGCUUUGCUCCAGAAUAUGUCUCUGAGGAAAAAAGGAAGGAGAUGCUGACUGCUUGGGCCCAGCGUUUGAAGACUCUUUGGAAGGAAGAACCCAUAAACUGCUCUCCUGAGUGGUAUUUCAAGUAGCAUUCAGACGCAAGUCUACAGAAAAGAAUGUUUCCAUUCUUUUUGGUGCUUUAUCCCAAUAUCUGAAUGCUGACCUCUUAAUUCAUAUGCACCGUAGGUAUCUUGAGUAAUACAGCUGGCAGCUUAGCUGACAAUAAAGAAUUUAUCUUUAUUUCCUGAGGGAUUCUCUUCAAUGAUGAGUGCACAACUCUUUGCGAAGAAUUAUCCUUGCUCAUAUAAACAGUGACAUCCUGCCUGCAAGCGGUUGGAAACACAAGCGAUAUUUAAUUGCAGAUUAUACCACUGUUGCUAAUGAAACAGUAAAGCGCAUUGCCAAGUUUAACACUCUUGUACCAACAGCCACAUUUUUUUUUUUAAUUGGCCAGGGAAUGUACUGCCUACGCUCAACCUCCUUAUGGACAAACCUGUUCUUUUAAACGGGAGAUCUACACUUGUGCCUUUGAGCCAUGAAGCCAAAUUGUGAAUAAUGCAAAAUGAUGUACAGUUGCACAGUGACUUAGACAACUGGAAAGCCUUCUUGGCAGCUUUGCUUUUUCCAUGUACUUACAAAUAUAUUAAAGCCAAGACGUGCCAGAAAAGGAAAGGAGCAAAUAAAAAUAUUCCACAGUAGUACAAACAUGUAUUGCCUUUCUUUACAGCAUAGCUUCCACUUGUAAAGUAAGCAGUUUCCUAAAAUCAAAGGGAACUGACUAUUUUUAUUACUCUAAGUAGACACAAAAGGGAAUUAUAUCUAUUCCCUGCCCUUGCACACCAGCCAGCAUUGCUAUUCAGGUCUGGUCAGCUUGAUGCAUCCCCUGCACCAUGAGUAUAAGAUGUACCUGUCAGUUGGAGAGGCAGAAAGCCUUCCCAAAAAACUGCAGGAGCACUGUCUAUGUAUGGGCCAAGACAU